Xyrauchen texanus (razorback sucker) is the source of this 1467-nucleotide messenger RNA. RefSeq names its product lipopolysaccharide-induced tumor necrosis factor-alpha factor homolog. The record is from RefSeq and is a predicted model, not a curated record. Gene Ontology annotation, molecular function: zinc ion binding. The coding region runs from base 265 to 816 and encodes 183 amino acids. The transcript has 7 exons. NCBI's taxonomy places the organism in Eukaryota, Metazoa, Chordata, Actinopteri, Cypriniformes, Catostomidae.
CCCACUCUCUCGCUAUAAGAUCAGUAAGUUCUGCUUUCUCUUUAUAUUCUCUGAGUGAGAUUAUACAGAAGAGCAUCAGGUCUCGAGAAAACCUGACAGAUAACAUGUUGACAAACCUGUUUGUCUGGGCUCGGUUAUCAGUACAUUAGAUCUCAUGCUCGAACGAGAUCGAGAGAAGAUCUUAGAGAUGUAGUUUUGGAGAGAUUGGCAGUGACCCUAAAGAGAAUUUGGACACAUAAGGAACACUUUAAAAUAUUGUUGAUAAUGGACAAAGGAUUCAUCAUCAGUCCUCCUCCUCCGUAUGCCGGACCGCCAUUGGGCCAAGGCAGCUUUCCCUUCCCAGAACAGCAGUUUGCUCAAUACCCUCAACAAGUUCAAAUGAGUGCUUUCCCCCCACCACCCGUACAAGGGGCGGGCAUGGCUGCACCCAACGUAGCCCAAACAGUCCAGUCUGUAUCUGCACCUGGCGCGGUGAAUACAGUUUACAACAUACAACUCGCACAAGGGCCAGUCAUGCCUUCAUCCAAUCAAACUGUUCAGUCAACAUCUAUGCCUGGUGUAGUCCAACAGAGGGUAGUGGUGCCCCCCCGUCUGACUGAUGUCCCGGGGCAGAUGAAAUGCCCACACUGCCAACAACAGGUUGUCACGGAGAUGACACACACAAAUGGUCUGCUCGUCUGGGUCAUCUGUGGAAGUCUUGGCAUUCUCGGGAUCUGGCCAUGCUGUUUGAUUCCAUUCUGUGUGGAAGCCUGCAAGGAUGUAGAACAUCGCUGUCCUAGCUGCAAGACCCUCGUCUACGUGCACAAACGCAUGUAAAUGGUUCCGGAGCAAAGAUAAAUAAAAAAUAUUAAUAAAAACUUCAGCAGACUUAAGAGACCUCAAACCAAGAGUGUCCCAAAUCCUUAAAAAUUGGUUCAGCCUUAAUGGUAUAGAACUGUUUUAGAUAUAUUUUCAUUUGUUUCUAUUUCUUUAUCACUCAAAGACAGACAGACAGACAGACAGACAGACAGACAGCUUGUUUAUUUGAUUACAAUUUUGUUCUUAAUUUAAACAUUUGGGUUCAAUCACUCAAUAUAAGCAAACACUUGUUCACCUCAUACAUAAUAAAAAAAAAAAAAAAAAAAAGUUUUUUCUGUUAAUGUCCGAGCACUGAGAUGAGUUGGCAUUUUAGAUCAAAUAAAUACAGUACCACAGGCGACUCCGAUGACUGACAUUCCUGACUUUCACUUCACCCUCCAUCACCCCCAUAUGGAUUCAGAGUUCCACCCACAACAGUCCUGCCCACUGUCAUCCCUAUAGGUUAAUGCUCAGCACCAAGAACCAUAGAAAAAGCUUUGGGAACAUUGCUUUUUGGUUCUUCCCAUAUCUGCCUUGUGCCCCCACCACUCUUAUUUAAAUUUAAUUUUAAAAAUAUAACAAUAUUUAUAAUGAUCAUAAUAUUUAUAUAAUUCUUCUUCUGGCCAUGAA